Molecule: messenger RNA, 1923 nt
Organism: Pteropus alecto (black flying fox)
Lineage: Eukaryota; Metazoa; Chordata; Mammalia; Chiroptera; Pteropodidae
Gene: KRT12
Product: keratin 12
Exons: 8
Coding region: 50-1516 (488 amino acids)
Molecular function (GO): structural molecule activity
Source: RefSeq, a predicted model, not a curated record
CUCAGGUUGUGGCCACCUUCCCCAGGCUGUACAUCUCUCUAGCAUCACCAUGUCACUCUCAGUGCAGACCUCUGGGGUGUCCAGGCGGUCAUCUUCUCAGAGUGGGGCACUGGGCAGAGCCAGGGGCAUGUCUGCUUCCAGCGCUGCAAGUGGCUAUGGGGGAAGUAUCCUUGGCUUUGGAGGCAGCUAUGGGGGAGGAUUUUCUGGUGCUUCCAUGUUUGGUUCUGGUUCUGGCUUAAGUGGUGGCUCUGGAAGUUUCUUUGCAGGAGGACUGGGUGCUGCUUAUGGGGGAGCCCUGGGAGGUGGCUUUGGAGGCCUGGGGAUUGGAUUCGGGGGAAGCCUAGGAGGUGGCUCUCCAGGUGUUCUCUCUGGCAGUGAUGGAAGCCUUCUUUACGGAUCAGAAAAGGAAACCAUGCAAAAUCUCAAUGACAGAUUGGCUUCCUACUUGGAUAAGGUUCGAGCUCUAGAAGAGGCAAAUACUGAGCUGGAAAACAAAAUUCGAGAAUGGUACGAAACACGAGGAUCUGGGACCGAAGACCCCGGGUCACAGAGUGAUUAUAGUAAAUAUUAUCCCUUGAUUGAAGAUCUCAAGAAUAAGAUCAUUUCUGCCAGCAUCGGAAACGCUCAGCUCAUCUUGCAGAUUGACAAUGCAAGACUGGCUGCCGAAGACUUCAGAAUGAAGUAUGAGAACGAGCUGGCCCUGCGCCAGAGCGUGGAGGCCGACAUCAACGGCCUGCGCAGGGUGCUGGACGAGCUGACCCUGGCCAGAGGCGACCUGGAGAUGCAGAUCGAGAGCCUGACGGAAGAGCUGGCCUACCUGAGGAAGAACCACGAAGAGGACCUCCAAAGCUUCCGGACUGACGGCCCAGGCCAGGUCACUGUAGAAAUGGAUGCUGCUCCCGGGGUGGACCUCACCAGGCUCCUCAACGACAUGAGGGCGCAGUACGAAGCCAUUGCUGAGCAGAACCGUAAGGAUGCGGAAGCCUGGUUUAUUGAAAAGAGCGGGGAGCUCAGGAAGGAGAUCAGCACCAACACCGAGCAGCUUCAGUCCAGCAAGAGCGAGGUCACGGACCUGAGGCGCGUCUUUCAAAACCUGGAGAUCGAGCUCCAGUCCCAGCUCGCCAUGAAGAAAUCCUUGGAGGACUCGUUGGCCCAAACCGAAGGCGAAUACUGCGGCCAGUUGUCCCAGGUGCAGCAGCUCAUCGGCAGCCUGGAGGAGCAACUGCUCCAGGUGCGCGCGGACACUGAGCGCCAGAACGCAGACCACCAGCGGCUGCUGAACGUCAAGGCCCGCCUGGAGCUGGAGAUCGAGACCUACCGCCGCCUGCUGGACGGCGAGGCCCAAGGUGAUGGUUUGGAUGAAAGUUCAUCUGAAACAGACUCCAAAUCUCAACCACAGUCCAUUGAUUCCUCUAAAGACCCUACCAAAAGCCGAAAAAUCAAGGCAAUUAUCCAGAAAGUGGUGAAUGAUGAAGUGGUCUCAACCCAAGUUCAGGAACUUGAACAACUAAUAUAAAAUUUCACAAGAUCUGCCCCAUGAUUGGUUCCUUAGGAACAAGAAAUUUACAAGUAGAAAUUAUUCCUUUCAGAGUAAGAUGCUUAUUAGUUCGAUCUCUAUUUUUGUCUGUUUCAUUUUCUUUGGAUUCCUAUUCACUUUGAGUCCUCUUUGCCCUUCAAUUCUAAGUCAUUGUGGCCAUGUUGGUCUUUAUAACAAACAAAAAUUGCCUUAUAUCGUUUCAAACUUAAAGGAGACUUUCAAUAAACUUUCUUCUAUUGACCUGGAACAUGCUUUUAAUCACAGGACUUUGAUCAAGUAGUAUUGUUUUAAUAAAGUCAAUUUUAAAAGAUGAAUGAUAAUAACAUGAAAUCUGUGCCUUCUUGAUUCCAAUAAUAAUGUCAAGAGCAUAGAGAGAGGUUUAUGAA